Messenger RNA from Daktulosphaira vitifoliae (grape phylloxera), 1232 nucleotides. RefSeq names its product coiled-coil domain-containing protein 18-like. The record is from RefSeq and is a predicted model, not a curated record. The transcript has 8 exons. Bases 37 to 1206 code for a protein of 389 amino acids. Lineage: Eukaryota; Metazoa; Arthropoda; Insecta; Hemiptera; Phylloxeridae.
CUGAAAAUUGGUGUUUUAAAUGAGCCAUUCAACAAAAUGCCCGAGGAUCACGUGUCUCUACCUCCACUUUUACUUAACAACUUUACACUAAAAAAGAAAUAUACUCCUGAAAACUCAUUGAAAAGAGAAGAAAUCGAUAUAUUAUCUGAAUCGUCAAAUAGUAUGAUGGAAGAAUCACUGGAUGAUAUAAUAACUAAGUCGAAAAUCGUUAGUGAUACAAGUAGUUCUAAACUAUCAAAUCAAAGUUUAAGUAAUAUGCCUGAACCAUUAUCAACAUUUCAUAAGAGUAACAAUAAAAUAAAUAUAAAUGUUUCAAAAGUAGCAAUAGAUAGUCAAAAUUUAGUACAAGAUUCAAUUUACAUUAUGUCUUUGGAGUUAGACGACAAUAGCAAAAUAGAAAACCCAAUAGAAAAGCAACGUGUCACCGAGACCAGUGAAGGUGGUGAUGGAUUGAUUUUGACUGAAGAUACUAAUUACAAGUUAAAGUGUGUGGAAAAAGCUGUAGAGGAAUUAAGAGAACAGUUUAAACACGUCGUUAAUAGUUGUAAUUAUAAAAAUGAAGUGAUGACUGCAAUGGCUAUUGAGUUUGAUAAGGUAAAAAAUGAGUUAAACAAAGUAAGCAAUCAAAGUGCGUUAAGAGAUAACGAUAUAAUAAGUGAUAUGAGUACACUAAAAAAAAUGUUAACAGAAAUAACAAAUAAAGUAAAUCAGAUAAUAUUAGAAGGUAAAGGAUUGAAAAAAAUUAUUUCUGAUUCACGUGAAAAUAAAAGACAACUAAAGCUUAUGACGGAGUUAGCGAAUUCGUUAGAAGAGAGACAUUGUUCACAUUUAGAGGAAAAUAAAAGUUACUUCGACGGUCAGUUAAGUGAACGAAAUACUAAAAUAAAUCAACUGACUUCAUAUUUGAACGUUAAAAAAAAAGAAGUUAACGAAUUGCAACAAUAUGUUGUGGAUUUAAAAAAGAAAUAUGAAGAAUCUGUGGUCAAAUUGGAAGAAUUAACGAAAAAUAAGUCGAUGAGGUUGGAAGUUUCAAACCAAAAGAUAAUCACAUCAGCAAAGAAUAUGAGGAAAUAUCUUCAGACAGUUGUUAAAAUCUAUGAAGAUUGUAAAGGGAGUAAUCCAAAACAUGUGAAAGAAAUGAAUGAAAAAUUAUCUGCUCUAGAUAAGGAACUACAAAAUAGUGUUAAGAGUACAACUGUUAAUUGAAUAGUUUAUCUAUUAUUAAAACAUUA